Molecule: messenger RNA, 1295 nt
Organism: Ostrea edulis (European flat oyster)
Lineage: Eukaryota; Metazoa; Mollusca; Bivalvia; Ostreida; Ostreidae
Exons: 5
Coding region: 359-838 (159 amino acids)
Molecular function (GO): nucleic acid binding
Source: RefSeq, a predicted model, not a curated record
CAAGUUUGUCUGCCAGAUCGAGAUUCACAAAAUGUUGACCAUUCUCCUCAGACUCCAAAGCUAGUUUGUCCAUCACAUGUAGAUUUACAGGAAAUGGACCUUGCUCUUCACACUCCACAAGGAAUAGUCAAUGAAACUGCACAUAUAGACAAAGUGUCAGGAAGGUCAUUUGGAAAAGUCAAGAUGAAAAGACAGGGAGUGGCUGUUUCAAAGAAGCUGAAAUUUAACCCAAGAGUAAGAACAGGAAUGAGAGUUUGUGCUGACCAUGGCUGGCAAAAAAGGGGAUUUGAUAGUCUAACAGGUAUUUAAAGAACACGGAUUAUCCCCUGGUCAUCAUACACUGAAAUAUUCGGAGAAGAUGGACAUGGAAAGACAAAAGAGACAGGAAAGAUCAAAGUUGCCUGGAAAGAAGCGCCGUCGAUUGGAAUCGAAGCAGGAGAGAAUUACCCAAAAAGGAGCCAAUGAAGCAGCUGAAGGAGAUACAUAUCAAUCAGAAGUUGGACUUUCUGACCAAGUCGACAUCCAGACUAUUCCUGAUGCAGUUCCCAAACCAGGAUUCACCAAAGUCGACCACCUGAACGAAGUUCAAGAGAAUAGGGUCAUUAUCGACCUAGAAACUACAGGAUUGAUUCAGCGUGGACUAAUGCCUCAUAUCACACAGAUUGCUGCACAAGUUAUGGAUUCUGAUGCCGAGUUUUCAUGUUAUGUUUCACCUAAAGUACCCAUCAAUGAAAAUGCUGAGCAGAUAACUGGGAUAUCCUGGGAUGGUGAACACAUGACUGUGCACGGAAAGCAAGUGGCAACUGUAUCAAUAACAGAAGCACUUUCAAACAUUUAAAUUUUUUUGAAGAACAUAAGCAAUGUUGUUUUGAUUGCACAUAAUGGAAGAGUUUUUGACUACCGUGUUCUAUCCUAUGCUAUAUGUAGAGUAGGAAUGAUGAAUGAAUUUUCAAAUCAUGUUUUAGCAUUUGUGGAUUCUUUGUCAUCAUUGCGUUCAAAAGUUCCAAAACUUGGUUCUUAUAAGCAAGAAUUUCUAGCAGAAUAUUUCUGUCAAGAAUCUUACAAUGCUCAUAUGAUGCAGUUGAUGAUGUCAAAAUGCUAGCAAAGAUUUUGGGUGCAAGUGGCAUGACAAAAGCAGAUUAUGUAAAACAUUCUUAUGCAUCAAAUUGUCAUUUUUUACAAGAAGAGUUCAAUCUUGCCAAGGCCAAAAAUAUUGGCACCCUACAUUGUCUUGUUGCCAGUGGUGUACUCAAAUUAGCUACUGCAGAAAAUAUAGCAGGCUCUGGUCUAAAUCU